UUUCUCAUCUUCCAAAAAAAACAAAACAAAACAAAAAACAAAAAAAAAAUGUCAGCCAUGGGUUUCUCUCUAGGAACUGCAAUUACUUAUUAUAUAGUUUUGGUAGUGUUUGCAUUGGUCGGAGAUGUUGCCGGCUGCUACAAGUCCAUCGUAGGUUUCGGAGAUUCGCUCUCCGACACCGGAAACCUUUUUCACAAUUCCAAAUCAUUAUCCAAUAGCUUCGUCAAGUCGUCGGUACUACCCUACGGCGAAACGUUCUUUCACCAUCCCACCGGCCGAUACUCCGACGGCCGCCUCAUCAUAGAUUUUAUCGCUGAGAGCAUGGGGCUUCCAUUGGUGCAACCUUAUUUCGGCGGCGAAAGUAAUGGUGAUCGGAGUUUUGCGGAAGGAGUGAAUUUUGCGGUGGCGGGGGCGACGGCGAUGGACAUCUCAUUCUUGACGGAGAGAGGAAUUAUUAAUAGCUGCACAAAUGUAUCACUGGGAAAUGAAUUGGAUUGGUUUAAGCAGAUUUGCCAGACGCCGUCAAGAUGCAAGGAGUAUUUAGAAAGCUCAAUAGUUCUAAUGGGGGAGAUUGGUGGCAACGAUUACAAUUAUGCAUUCAGUCAAGGCCAUUCCAAAGAAGAAGUUUUGUCUUUUGUUCCCAAAGUUGUUACAACCAUUGCUUCAGCUGUCAAUGAGCUAAUUAAAUAUGGAGUGCAAACACUAAUAGUUCCGGGCGACCUACCAAUUGGAUGUUCACCUUACCAUCUAUCAUACUUCAUAACUUCCAAUGCGAGUGAAUACGAUCCCCAAACUGGUUGCAUGACUUGGUUGAACGAUUUCGUAGAGUACCACAAUGAACUACUUCAAGAGGAGUUGGACCGUCUCAGAGAACUCCAUCCUCAUACCACAAUAAUUUAUGCAGAUUACUAUAAUGCUGCAAUGAAAUUGUAUACAUCUCCAAGCAAUUACGGAUUUAACAAUACUUUGGAAGCAUGCUGUGGAGGUGGGGGCCCAUACAAUUACGAUCCGGAUGUGAAUUGUGGGUCCCCGUUAUCAACGGUUUGUGAUAGCCCUUCAUCGUAUAUUAGCUGGGACGGGUCGCACCUGACAGAAGCCGCUUAUCGAUGGAUAUCUGAUGGGCUUCUAAACGGCCCAUAUACUAGCCCACAAAUCAAUGGCGAAUGUAUUCUCUCGCGCCCAAAAAUAAAAAUUUCGGACUCUUAGCGAUUGGGGCCUGUCAGCAGCCCAUUUUGCAUUUAUUAGGCUUUAAAUUGUGUGGCCCACAUAUAUAGCUUUGAUUGUUCUGCGGUUGAUGAGACUGAAAGAAUAUUAUUAAAUGUGAAAAUGUCACGAUAGUCAAUGGCUACAAGUGAAAUUUACUCUAUCAAAUAACAUACAUUUUUGGUACAUAAA
Ipomoea triloba (trilobed morning glory) is the source of this 1395-nucleotide messenger RNA. Its product is annotated as GDSL esterase/lipase At1g28570-like. NCBI's taxonomy places the organism in Eukaryota, Viridiplantae, Streptophyta, Magnoliopsida, Solanales, Convolvulaceae. The coding region runs from base 49 to 1206 and encodes 385 amino acids. The transcript has 5 exons. Gene Ontology annotation, biological process: lipid metabolic process. Gene Ontology annotation, molecular function: lipase activity. The record is from RefSeq and is a predicted model, not a curated record.